Paralichthys olivaceus (Japanese flounder) is the source of this 2825-nucleotide messenger RNA. Its product is annotated as fibroblast growth factor 6-like. Gene Ontology annotation, cellular component: cytoplasm. NCBI's taxonomy places the organism in Eukaryota, Metazoa, Chordata, Actinopteri, Pleuronectiformes, Paralichthyidae. Gene Ontology annotation, biological process: positive regulation of gene expression; cell differentiation; animal organ morphogenesis. Gene Ontology annotation, molecular function: growth factor activity; fibroblast growth factor receptor binding. The record is from RefSeq and is a predicted model, not a curated record.
AGCGUCCCCAUCGCGUCCCACGGCCGCUGAACGCCACCAAUAAGCUCUCUCUCCCUCCUCCAGUCCGACAGUGACAGCAGCCGAUUCCCCCUCAACUCUCCACACACUUGCUAUUUUUCCCUGCUGUCAGCACCUUCCUUUACCCUUGUGUUAUCCCGGCGGCGGAGUCAGCAUGAUGUCAUGGGAUGGGAUGCGUUAUCCCUGGCACGGGUGAAACCGGGUUUUUCGGUGAGUGGUGACGGAUUUAUUCUCAACUCUUGCCGGGAGAGGGGGAAGAAGCAGAAGAGAGAGAGAAGGAGAGUGUGUGUGUGAGGAGAGAGAGGCGCGGAGGAGCUGCGAAACAUGGUAAUCACCGACAUCACCAUCACCUCCAGCUCUGCCGCGCACUCUCCCGUCUCCUCUCCUCCUCCGUACCGGGGCUCGCGUCUCAUGCCCGCAGCCCCGCUCCGCGCUCCCAAAAUAACCCGCCAGCAUGCCGAAGGAAGCAAAACAAGAGGAGCGGUAUUUUUAGGGUCAUUAAUUUCCACCACGUGGUCCGGAGGUAAACCGGAUGGCCGUUGCGCAAAGGUUCCGCGUCAGUAUGUCCUGCGAGGCCGGCACGCCGCACCGGACGCUGACCGCGGCGCUUCUCCUGGGCUUUCUGCUGGGGGUCGCGUCGGCGUACCCGCUACCAGGCAGGAGGAAUGCAACUUUGGUGGAGACGCGCUGGGAGACCCUGUUCUCCCGCUCGGUGCUGGGGAUCUCCGGGGAGAAACCGGAGCUGAACUGGGAGAGUGACUAUCUGCUGGGCAUCAAGAGAGUGCGGAGGCUCUACUGCAACGUGGGCAUCGGGUUUCACCUCCAGGUCCUCCCCGACGGCAGGAUAAACGGUGCACAUAAUGAAAACCAGUACACUCUGAUAGAGAUCUCCACGGUGGAGCGAGGGGUGGUGAGCCUGUAUGGGGUGAGGAGUGAGCUGUUUGUCGCAAUGAACAGCCGUGGGAGGUUAUACGGAACGACAGUCUUCCAUGACGAGUGCAAGUUUAAGGAGAGCUUGCUCCCGAACAACUACAACGCCUACGAGUCUCUGGUCUACAGAGGCUCCUACAUAGCACUCAGCAAGCACGGCCGCGUGAAGAGGGGCAACAAGGCCACCACUGCCAUGACUGUGACGCACUUCCUACCGCGAAUAUGACGAGCAAAAACUGGCAAUAACAAACUUAUUUGCACAUGUGGAUUAUUUCCCAGGUAACACGAACACCGUAUACGUACAAACACGAGACAAAGCGGACUGAACAAGAAAGAAAUACAGUUAUAUCUGAUAGUAUUUAUUCAAACUUUAUAUGUAUAUUUGGGUAGCUUACUUUGUAUUAGGAAAUUAUGGAAAUGCCAUUCUUUGCUGCUUUUAUGAUUUUAAUCAUUUUGUGAUGUGAAGGAGACGGAGAGGCGUCAAUUGUCCCCUCGGUUUUUUAUGGGUGCUGCAAUGCUGAGUGCUUGCCCUGUCAGUGGAUGACAGUUCCUCCUUUUUGGAAAUGAAACGGAUACGUUAUUACCUCAAAGUACCAUAUCCUGAGAGCAAGAGGAAGAAGAAGAGGAAAGAUGUGUGCAUGAACUUUCUACAGAUUUUUGUGCUUUCGAUAAAGAAAUAUUUUAGUUGUCAUCUGUCAAGAACUUGGGACAUUUCCCUGUAGGCUAUGUUGGAUUGUGUCCGUCACUGUCAGGGCAACUCGUGCACUUGCAAAGUAUGGCGGUUGUUUUUCUUGCUUUGUCAUGAGGUGGUGGUGCCUUGAAUUCCUACUUGCAGCCCCCUAACCCCUUGCAUGCGAGAAACGUGGUGCUCGAGUCAGAAAUAGGAGUGAAACGCAAUUCAUCGCUCUCACAGGCACCACUGGCCCAAUUCCUAGAGGGCCGGAGGUUUCUCCGCUUUAUUUUCUUUCCAUAAUUAGAUCAAUUAAGUAAUGGAGACUCUAUGCAGCACAGGACCCAGUGGAGCCUCUUGUGGCUGCAUUGAGAGUCAGCACCCCCCAACAUCAUGUCCAAGGGAGCUUCGACAAUCCCAGGUUUUACUUUCACACGUGUGUGUGUGUGUGUACUGUAUAUGUGAGCUUGCAUUUAUUUUGAGUAUGUAUGUGGAUUUGCUCAAUUAGAGAGCUGUUUAGUUGGGGGGGGGGGGUCUUUAAUCGGGGGCGUCUGUGUAGCACAAUAUCAGAGACCAGACACUAUGAAGCGACGUGUCCUCCAUGUGUGUCCGCCUCGUGUUGUGUUGUCCUCCCUCAGUUCAAACUGAGCUGGUGAGUCUGAUCUGUUUUUGAAAAGGUUGACUUGAUAGAAUAAGGGCCUGGUCACACGUACCCAAAUGUUUCAGUGGCGAACCUUCGCCUCCCGGGGGCGAAUAGAACAUGUGCUUCCUGUGGCUCCGCGUGGAGAACAACCUUGGUGAACUUUGACCUGCGACCUCAGUGAUGACCCUUCACAGUGGCUUGAUGAUAUUUGGCACUUACAAUGAUGUGCUCAUGCAGAACUUAGUGGACGUCAUUGAUUAGUCAAUUCACUGUAAAUACAAUGGUCUGCUGCAUUAAUUUAAAAACAAUGUUAAUACUCCGGUUUGUUUUUUGAGAGUUCCUGAUCCUAGGAUUUUUCAACAAUGCUUCAGGUAACUGUCGGAUGAUUUGAGAUGAUUAUUAAAUCCCAGACUUUUAAGCUAUUUAUUCUUCAUUCAGUUUAGUCACGAGGCUUCUGGUGAAAGAAUAUGAGCAAUGUUGCUUGAACCAAGGGGUCAUAUGAAGAUGUUCCUUCAGGAUUUAUGUAUGCAGCAAACCAUACUUGAAUUCAACCCCCUGCCUGUG